AUGGGGACCUGUGACAUUGUGACUGAAGCCAAUAUCUCAUCUGGCCCUGACAGCAACACCACGGGCACCACAGCCUUCUCCAUGCCCGGCUGGCAGCUGGCACUGUGGGCCACAGCCUACCUGGCCCUGGUGCUGGUGGCCGUGACGGGCAAUGCCAUCAUUAUCUGGAUCAUCCUGGCUCACCAGAGGAUGCGCACGGUCACCAACUACUUCAUUGUCAAUCUGGCGCUGGCCGACCUCUGCAUGGCUGCCUUCAAUGCAACCUUCAACUUUGUCUAUGCCAGCCACAACAUCUGGUACUUUGGCCGUGCCUUCUGCUACUUCCAGAACCUCUUCCCCAUCACAGCCAUGUUUGUCAGCAUCUAUUCCAUGACUGCCAUUGCUGCUGACAGGUACAUGGCCAUUGUCCACCCCUUCCAGCCUCGUCUUUCAGCCCCCGGCACCAAGGCGGUUAUUGCUGGCAUCUGGCUGGUGGCUCUCGCCCUGGCCUCCCCCCAGUGCUUCUACUCCACCGUCAUCAUGGAUCAGGGUGCCACCAAGUGCGUGGUGGCCUGGCCCGAAGACAGCGGGGGCAAGACGCUCCUCCUGUACCACCUCGUGGUGAUCGCCCUCAUCUACUUCCUGCCGCUCGCGGUGAUGUUCGUCGCCUACAGCGUCAUCGGCCUCACGCUCUGGAGGCGCGCAGUGCCCGGACAGCAGACCCACGGUGCCAACUUGCGCCACCUGCAGGCCAAGAAGAAGUUCGUGAAGACCAUGGUGCUGGUGGUGGUGACGUUUGCCAUCUGCUGGCUGCCCUACCACCUCUACUUCAUCCUGGGCAGCUUCCAAGAGGACAUCUACUGCCACAAGUUCAUCCAGCAGGUCUACCUGGCACUCUUCUGGUUGGCCAUGAGCUCUACCAUGUACAAUCCCAUCAUCUACUGCUGCCUCAAUCACAGGUUUCGCUCUGGAUUCCGGCUUGCCUUCCGCUGCUGCCCGUGGCUCACACCCACCAAGGAAGAUAAGCUCGAGCUGACUCCCAUGCCCUCCCUCUCCACGAGAGUCAACAGGUGUCACACUAAGGAGACUUUGUUCAUGGCUGGGGACGCAGCCCCCGCCGAGGCUACCUGUGGGGAGGCGGGGCAUCCCCAGGAUGGAUCAGGGCUAUGGUUUGGGUAUGGUUUGCUUGUCCCCACCAAAACUUAUGUUGAAAUUUGAUCCCAAUGUGGCAGUGUUGGGAGGUAGGGGCUAGUGGGAGGUGUUUGGGUCUUGGGGAUGGAUCUCUUAGGAAUAGAUUAAUGCCCUCCAGCUGGAGUGAAUCCUCACUCUUGUGGGAAUGGACUAGUUCCCAAGAUAACAAGUUGUUAGAAAGA
Piliocolobus tephrosceles (Ugandan red Colobus) is the source of this 1352-nucleotide messenger RNA. It is a transcript of the gene TACR2, whose product is annotated as tachykinin receptor 2. The record is from RefSeq and is a predicted model, not a curated record. The coding region runs from base 1 to 1197 and encodes 398 amino acids. NCBI's taxonomy places the organism in Eukaryota, Metazoa, Chordata, Mammalia, Primates, Cercopithecidae. Gene Ontology annotation, biological process: G protein-coupled receptor signaling pathway; positive regulation of flagellated sperm motility. Gene Ontology annotation, cellular component: plasma membrane; sperm midpiece. Gene Ontology annotation, molecular function: substance K receptor activity. The transcript is spliced from 5 exons.